AUGAGAUCGGCGGCUCCCGUGGUGUACCUGUGUUGGUGCCAGUGCGCGCCAGUCCCGUGCCCAGUGAGGAGCAAAAAUUCUUUUUAUUGGCCCUCCAAAUCGGACAAGCGGCGCCGCCACAACUUCUGCGUCGCCGCGUUCGCCAUGAGAGGGCGAGCCGCCGCCAAGGGCGGCGCCUCGUCCAGCGAGUACUACAUGGAGCAGGAGAACGACGACCAGAUCGGGCUGCUCGCCGGGAAGGUGAGUGCGCUGCGCGGCAUCGCCGUCCAGAUCGGCGAUCACGUGCGCGAGGACAACAAGAUGCUCGACGGGCUUGAUGACCGGCUGGGCAAGCUCGCGUCCUCGAAGGACUCGAGGCACAUGUUGUACCUCGCGCUCUUCGUGGUCGCCGUGAUCCUCCUCAUCUACAAGCUGCGGUGA
Molecule: messenger RNA, 420 nt
Organism: Emiliania huxleyi CCMP1516
Lineage: Eukaryota; Haptophyta; Isochrysidales; Noelaerhabdaceae
Exons: 5
Coding region: 1-420 (139 amino acids)
Source: RefSeq, a predicted model, not a curated record